Messenger RNA from Thelazia callipaeda (thelaziosis nematode), 489 nucleotides. Lineage: Eukaryota; Metazoa; Nematoda; Chromadorea; Rhabditida; Thelaziidae. The record is from the annotation of a GenBank genome assembly.
AUGGUUGAUAAAACACUUACUGUUUUUGUGCUGCUGAUAUAUAUUGUAUCUUCAAUUAAUUCUUUGCCAUGUGAAAUAUUUUUUCGAAAAAAUAAAUUAGUGAAAGCAAAUAGAACAGUAAAUUGUGAAUCAAGUUCCUGCUGUUUUACGAUGGAAAUGAGUCAUGGUCGUCACAAGUAUUACAUGAAAGGUUGUGAUGCAGAUGCUAUCCAAGAUGAGAUGGAAGUAUAUGCCCCAGCACUGUCAGGUUCACCGUGGGAGACCAUUAUGGAAGCUUGCUUGGCUCAUGAAUGCAGAAUUCAUAAAAAUUUAAUUGGUGGUAAAGGUCAGACUUAUUUGUGCGGAUGUGGUAAUGAUUUAUGCAAUGAAAAAUCGUUCGAAGAUACAUUCCCACGACGAAGAAAUUCAGCGAAGCGAAGAAUGAAAGUUAGCAUGUCAAAAAAUUACUUUUUAUGGCUUGUCACUGCUUUUAUAGCUAUUUGCUAUUAG